Messenger RNA from Aspergillus luchuensis, 363 nucleotides. RefSeq lists its product as uncharacterized. The coding region runs from base 1 to 363 and encodes 120 amino acids. The transcript is spliced from 2 exons. Lineage: Eukaryota; Fungi; Ascomycota; Eurotiomycetes; Eurotiales; Aspergillaceae. The record is from RefSeq and is a predicted model, not a curated record.
AUGAUUACACCUACCCAGACUCUAAAGUCUGUUGUGGAUCAGAAAGCUGUUGUCCAUGCCUAUCGCCACUUGUAUCGCCAGGGCUUGAAGGCCAUCAAUUAUUCUACCCCAGCACGGCAUGUUCUUCGGCAUAGUCUGCGAUCCGCCUUUCGUUCAUCUUCACCGGAAGAACUGAACCCGCGGCGCAUAGCCAAUACAUUACAGUUUCUCCAACGAGCUGCCGACAUUGCAGGUCUUGAGCAUAAGAUUGUGAAAAAUCUGAUGAUGAUGAAGUAUUGGGAGCAGCCCCAAGUGAGAAAAGACCACCGCACGGGUCGAUCAAAGGGAUCCUAUAUUGAUGCAGGAUACAAUGCGGCAAUUUAA